UCGAGUGGAUAACAAGAAUAGUCCCCCAAUAUACUCUUGAACUUCACUAGCCAAAUAGAAAUAAAAAAUUUAAGUACUUAACAUUUUCAAGAUUCUCCCUUAUUCUUUGUCUCCAAUAUUCAAUCUUUAACAGUUAAAAAUAGUAGAUACGUUCAAACUCAAAUCUUGGGUGUCUUAGUUUCUUGAGUAAGGAGCUAUGACUGAAUGGAAAUUCUCUCAAGUCUUUGGUGAACAAACUCCCGGUGAAUAUAUUCAAGAUUGCGAUAUUUUAUCUGCAAUGGAGUUUGACAAGAAUGGAGAUCAUCUGGCUGUUGGAGAUCAAGGCGGACGUGUCAUGAUUUUUGAGCGUCAUGCUGGUAAAGAAGAUCUCCUUGAGUACAGUUCUCGAACUGACUCUGGUCAAUUCAAUGUUCCACAAAGGCAGCCUCCUGAAUUUCAAUAUAUGACGGAAUUCCAGAGUCAUGAACCCGAGUUUGAUUAUUUGAAGAGUGUGGAAAUUGAAGAGAAGAUUAAUAAAAUCAGAUGGUCUACGAAACUCAACAGAUCAUUAUUUCUUCUUACAGCAAAUGACAGGACGAUAAAACUUUGGAAGAUCAAGGAACAGAAGGUAAAGAAAGUUAAACAAAUGGACGUCAAUUCAUCCGUGACUUCAGAGAAUUCUCUUUUAGCUGAUAGAAGUUACAUGAGCGGACAAAGUGAACUGUUUCAUGCUAAUGGUCGCAGUCUAGAAUGGACUAACAAAGUGAGCGACACAUUGCCAUCACAUCUUGCAGAUAUCACAGAUGUGGCUUCUACAAGAUCCCGAAGAGUGUAUGCAAAUGCUCAUGAUUUCAACAUCAAUUCCAUUUCAAACAAUAGUGAUGGUGAAACAUUCCUCUCUGGAGAUGACCUUAGGAUAAACUUGUGGAACCUUGAGGUCAGAGAUCAGUGUUUCAAUAUCAUUGACAUGAAGCCAAAAGAUAUGGAAGAUCUUACAGAGGUGAUUACAUCAGCAGAAUUCCAUCCAUUUCACUGCAAUUUGUUGGCCUAUAGUAGUUCACGGGGAUUCAUCCGGCUUGUUGACAUGAGGAAGUCCGCACUAUGUGAUCACAAUGUGAAAAUACUGCAAGAUGGGGGGAGCCGUGGCUCUAAAACAUUAUUCAGUGAGAUCAUUGCUUCUAUAUCUGACAUGAAGUAUGCAAUGGAUGGAAGGCAUAUUUUAACUCGGGAUUACAUGACUCUGAAGCUAUGGGACACUCACAUGGAGACUUCCCCAGUUGCAACAUAUAAGAUUCAUGAACACCUCCGCCCUAAGCUUCCUGAGUUGUAUACAAAUGAUGCCAUCUUCGAUAAGUUUGAUUGCUGCCUCAAUGGAGACGGACUUCAAUUUGCAUCUGGAUCUUACAGCGAUCGUCUUCGUGUAUUUUCUUGUGGAACUGGGAAUGAAGAUGGCAUCACACUGGAAGUCAAAAAAGAUCCAAAUAGAAAACCUACCUCUCAAGCUACAUCAAGGCCUCGAAGAUCGUCAUUGAGCAACUUGGCACGAGGAUUUUAUCGCCAAGGACAAGAUCUCAGCUCAGAAAAUGAGAUUACGUGUAACCUGAAGUCCAAGUUGCUGCAUCUGGCUUGGCAUCCAACGCAAAAUUUGAUCGCUUGCUCUGUUGGAAGCAGCGUGUUCAUGUACCAUGCAUAAAGUGCUGUGAAGAGGACUCAGAGUCGUAACCUUCCUGUAAAAAUGAUCUUUUGUCCCUGUCAAUAUACCGCAUUUGAGGUUGGGUAGUCAGCUUUAUCUGAUCUCAACGUUAGCAAUCAAAACAAACAAUUCCUUAAAAAAAAGGAAUUGCAUUACAAGAUAGCAUAUACAGAAUUUGCACUUUCAUAAAUACAUUUUGUUCCCAUGUGAAGGAGAAAGGUGACAAAUUUUUGCUUGA
Molecule: messenger RNA, 1910 nt
Organism: Lycium ferocissimum
Lineage: Eukaryota; Viridiplantae; Streptophyta; Magnoliopsida; Solanales; Solanaceae
Product: serine/threonine protein phosphatase 2A 55 kDa regulatory subunit B beta isoform-like
Exons: 14
Coding region: 197-1672 (491 amino acids)
Biological process (GO): peptidyl-serine dephosphorylation
Cellular component (GO): protein phosphatase type 2A complex; cytosol
Molecular function (GO): protein phosphatase regulator activity; protein binding
Source: RefSeq, a predicted model, not a curated record